AUGGGUGUACUUCUGUUGAACUUCACAAUAUGUCGACUUUUGAACCGAGGUAUCCCCAAAGAUGGAUUGAAAUCGACCGAGGAUGAAUACACGCAACAGUGGCAGAGCCAUGAUGAUGAGCGUUGGAUAUUUCUGAACGGGAUAUGUGUUGGAAAAAACUGGUUACAAAACAAUGUUGAUCGGCUUUCACGAACUUUCCACCGUCCGAUUGUCGGCGUCCACAACAAAACCUCUGGUGUCGUGUUUGAUAUAAUUCAGUGUCUCAUUCAGCGAUCCUUCCUUUUCGCGACGCCGGAUGUCCGAGAAUGCUACGUCCUGGUAAAAAAGGCUCUUUACCAACCAGGUGUCAAAAGGGUAGUUCUGAUUCUCCACUCCCAAGGUGGCAUCGAGGGAGGCAUGAUUGUGGAUUGGCUGCUCAACGAGGUACCCCAAGACCUUCUGCAGUAUCUCGAGAUCUACACGUUUGGAAUUAUUGCGAACCACUUCAACAAUCCAUACCGUGACGUUUUCGUGCACACCAAACAGUCUCGCAUGAUGCAGAACGGUGAACCCACCAGGAGAAGACACAACAGAGCCAUUUCUCACAUCGAGCACUACGCCAAUAGCAAUGACUUUGCGUGCAGGUUCGGAGUUCUUCACUUUACCAAGCAACUACCCACGCAUCCUCUCCAAAACAGGUUCUUGGGGAAAGUGUUCAUCAACCCAAGACCUGGGCAUCAGCUUAAUCAACAUUAUCUCGAUUCAAUGUUUCCCCUUGAUCCCACCAAUCGCUUUGCACGCGAUCCUCAACCUGGGGACUUCAUGGACCUCAAAGUGUUCAUUGAGGGAGAAAGUCCUCAGGGGAAGCCUCUGCAACACGACGAAAAUUAUAUGGUGUCGGCGAUAUCGAAGACCAAGGGGGCCUUGCGGAUCUCCACAGGAGAGACAGGUGACGAGACCGCAAUAUCCAAUUUGAGUCCGGUACUUCCGUCGACGGAUGGUGAACGGUGGAAAGGCAACUCCGACAUAUCUAGCCCGCCGCCAUUGUGCCAGCUGAAAACUCAGGACGUAAGUAGAUUGUGGCAAUAUCGAAACGGCGGUCGUCCAGUGUAA
Penicillium brevicompactum is the source of this 1092-nucleotide messenger RNA. RefSeq lists its product as uncharacterized. The record is from RefSeq and is a predicted model, not a curated record. Lineage: Eukaryota; Fungi; Ascomycota; Eurotiomycetes; Eurotiales; Aspergillaceae. Bases 1 to 1092 code for a protein of 363 amino acids. The transcript has 3 exons.